This is a messenger RNA of Plectropomus leopardus (leopard coralgrouper), 2629 nucleotides long. RefSeq names its product acyl-coenzyme A thioesterase 11-like. Gene Ontology annotation, molecular function: lipid binding; long-chain fatty acyl-CoA hydrolase activity. The record is from RefSeq and is a predicted model, not a curated record. Gene Ontology annotation, cellular component: cytoplasm; cytosol. Gene Ontology annotation, biological process: acyl-CoA metabolic process. NCBI's taxonomy places the organism in Eukaryota, Metazoa, Chordata, Actinopteri, Perciformes, Serranidae.
GGAACAUCCUUAGCGCAAAUGAUUUUCAACGUCGAGCUUGAUACUUUCACGGUUUGCUGUCCCGUCAGUGUUGAAGAUGAGUUCCAGAGUGUCAGGUGAUCCGGAGAAAGACGAGGAGGAGGAAGAAGAGGAGGAGGAGGAAGACGGGGAAGAGAGCCUCAACCCAACGGUGGUGAAGAUGAGUCAGAUAGUGAUGCCGUGCCACAGCAACCAUCGACAGGAGCUGAGUGUGGGACAGCUGCUCAAAUGGAUAGACUCCUCUGCCUGCCUCUCUGCUGAGAGGCAUGCUGGGUGUCCCUGCGUCACGGCCUCCAUGGAUGACAUCCACUUCGAACACACAAUCAGUGUGGGUCAGGUAGUGAACAUCAAGGCGAAGGUCAACAGAGCCUUCAACACCAGCAUGGAGGUGGGCAUCCAGGUGAGCUGUGAGGACCUGUUCUCUGAUCGUCACUGGAGGAUUUGUCAUGCCUAUGCCACCUUUGUUACGCAGCGCACAAACACAGGAAAAAAGGUGAUCUUGAAGCCCAUCGUACCUCACACCGAGAGAGAGCAGGUUGAACACAGCGUGGCGGCUGAGAGACGAAGGGUCAGGAUGCUCCAUGAUGACAUCAUCAAAGAGCUGCUCUCCCAUGGCUCUAUCCAGCAGGCAGCUGACAGCUCUGCUGUAGCCAAUGCAGUGGCAGCAGAGAAGACCAAGGUGGAGAGUGUUGAACUGGUUCUGCCCCCACAUGCAAACCAUCAGGUAAAUACAUUUGGAGGACAGAUCAUGGCGUGGAUGGUGAAUGUUGCUACAAUUGCUGCCAGCCGUCUGUGUCAAGCUCACCCGACUCUGCGGGCCAUAGACAUGUUCACCUUCAGAGGACCUUCUCAGGUUGGAGACAGACUGCUGCUGAGGGCGAUAGUCAACAACGCCUUCAAGAACAGCAUGGAGGUGGGGGUGCGAGCAGAAGCCUACCAGGAGGAAGGCCCUAACAGACACAUUAACUCUGCCUUCAUGACCUUUGAAGUGCUCGACGACCAUCAGAAGCCAUGUGCGUUACCCAGGAUACGACCUGAACCUGUGGAAGGAGAGAGGAGGUUUCAAGAGGCCAUAGCCAGGAAGAAGAUCAGAUUGGACCGAAAGUACAUCAUCUCCCGCAAGCAGGGCGAAGUCCCCCUGUCUGUACCGUGGGAUCCCAGAAACCAGGUGUAUCUGAGCUAUAACAAUGUUUCAGCUCUGAAGAUGUUGGCUGCUCGAAAGAACUGGCGCCUCAGCUCUGAGAAAGACAAGGUUCGUCUUUACACCCUGGAGCACAAAUCCAUGUUGAGUUUCAGGGUGGAAUCAGAGGUUGAUGUUCCUGCGCACAGAGCGUUUGGUCUGCUGGCUGAGCUGAGCAACAGGCCGAGCUGGGACACACACUAUCAGAAAUGUGAGCUGAUUCACCGGGUGGACGAUGAUGACUUCCUGUAUCGUGUGGUGGCCCCCUCAGUGCGUCAGGGUGCAGUAGGUUCCCCGACUUCAGCCUGGCAGGGAGAGGGGAUGCUCCAGGACUUUAUCUUGUUGGCUUCCAAGAGGAAGCCAUGUGGGAGUGGAGAUAUGUACGUCAUCGCACUGCGGUCAGUUUCCCUGCCCACUCACCCUCCCACUGAAGGGUAUAACAGAGGAGAGGUUCUGUGUGCUGGAUUUACCAUCCUGGAGACCCCAAACAACACGUCACUGAUCAGUUACUAUAAUCAGGCAUCUCCGGAGGUUCUUCCGUACAUCUCAACUGAUAUCGCCGGCCUCUCCUCCUCUUUCUACCACACCUUCUGCUCCUGCAGCCAAUACCUGACCUUGAACAGACUGCAGUCUGCCUCUCAGGUGCAAAUCGACCAAUGCCAGGCCACAGAAACAGACGGUCCCACCUGUGAUAACGAACCUGACGAUCUGUCAGUGGCCCUCCACAGCACCCAGCUGUAGACAGUCAGUGGUAGCUUCCAGGCCAGUUUACAUCGCAGGCUGUAAUGAGGUCAAGCUGCUGUUUAUACACAAGGUACAGUUAACACUGUCACAAGUGUUUACAGUAAAACAAAAGGUGACGUUUACAGUUUUUUUAAAUUUUGUUUUUUAUAGAAAGGUGUUAUGAUAAAAAAUGUAGAUAUCAAAGUGAGUAAAGGAAAAACUCUGCUUCAGAGACAAGACUCAACCAGUCUGAUAGUAAAACACAGACCUUUGUUAUGUUGUAUAUUGCGUUUUUUUUGUAAAUACUUCCUUAUUUGAGUUCAUAAGUGCGUUCAAACUGACAAGUAUGAACACAUGUGGGGUGUCACAGUUGCUCAGAUAUUUAUAACAAUCAUCAUUUUGUCUUCCCACAGUUAAAUGAACUAUAUCAGCUGUAAUCAGAAAAAGAAUGGAGAGGUUAGAUGAGUUAUUUCUUUUACACCUCAAAACAAAACAAUGCUAAGGAACACUUUUUUGCAAAGGUUAAAAAGCUUUUAAUAAAUGGGCUUGAUACCUAUGUGUUUCAACUUACAGUCUUCAUCGGGGCUGUAAAAACAACCCAGCUAGCAGUUUUUGGUUCUAAAUGUUCUGAGAAAAGUACAAUGCAACCAAUGAAGGUUUUAGAAAUGUUUUAAGUGGCAAGUUUUCUUUAUGUCCCCAGAAUGUUUU